AUGGGAAACGCCGGGGCCUGCUGUGCCUCCAGCACCUCCACGGAGAAGCCGGAGGUGGCCGUGGCCACGCCGGGCCCAGCGGGCCCAGCGGGUCAGCCGGCGCCGCCAGAGCCGCAGAGCGGCGCUCCGACGGAGGAGCAAACGAAGUCCGCCUCCGCCUCCGCGACGGACCCGGCUGGGCCCAAGAGGGUGGUGCUGCGCUUCGUGCUGCCAGAUGGCGGCACGCAGGACAUCGAGUUCGAGAACAAGCCUCUGGGGAUCGACUUCAGCCGAAGUCUGCCGCUCACGUGCAAGCGCUUGAAGCCCGGCAUGCAAGGCGAACAGAAAGAGGUGAAGAUCGGCUGGUGUGUUACGCACAUCAACGACACGCCCGUCCCCGUCACUGGGAUACAGUGCGAGGAUGAGUUGUACAGGUGGUACAUGCAGCACGAGGAUGAGCCCGGAGGGGAGAAUGAUGAUUCAUGUGCAAAAGUGGAUCCCGAGGACGAUGUCGAAGAGGUGGACCCAGCACCAAGGAGGCGUACCAAGACCUCUGCAGCCAGUCAGGAGAAGACGGGGGCCAAGCGCAACGAUGCUGCGAAGGUUCUUGCAGCGAAGGCCCAGGCUGCAGCAUCCAGUGAGUGGCCUGAAAAGCGAGCCCGCUCACAGGACGUGGUUCAGGCGCUGCAGAAGGUGCUACACCCUCGAUGCCGAGAGCGGGACCCGGACAUGGAGGAUGACUCCUGCAACGAUGGCCCCGAGGACGAUGAGGCACUGGGGGAGGGCAGUGAAAGCACCAGCUUGGUGGCCAAGAACAAGCAGCAGUCUGAGAAUCGAUUUCGUGAGAUGCGUACUGCGGACUAUGGCACUUUGGAAUGGGGUCUGGAGCGGGAGAAGAUGGGUGGAAAGAAGUGGACAAGUGGAGUCCUCAAUCCAGACCCCGGAUCUCAUCGCGAGAAGGAGGGUCUGGACUGGCCCCUGAUCUCGGCGCGAGAAGGGGCCCAUUCAGAUCGAGCGGUGGAAACACGCGGAGUCACAGCCGAACGGCUGGGGGAGGAGUGCACCUUCGCCCACUGCCGGGAGGAGCUCCGGUCCUUGAGACCCAAGCGACAUCCGCACGGGCCCGGGCCGCACGGGGCCGGCGGGGCGCUCCAAAGCGCCGCCGCCGCGGCCCCAAGCGCCAGCACUUCCGCAUCCAACUCCAAUCUUCUCAUGACAGUGCCGAAGACCAGGUUUCCGGGCAAGGAGGACGGUACCCCGGAGGUAACGGAGGACUCCGAGGCCUCCGAGGCUGAGCCGUCUUUCACCGUAGUGGAGUUCGAGUCUGUGGAGCAAGUCUGCGGGUAUCUCCUGGAGGAGGACACGCUUCCCUCGCUCCGAACGCGGAACCUGCUCUUCGAGCUUUAG
Molecule: messenger RNA, 1386 nt
Organism: Symbiodinium sp. CCMP2592
Lineage: Eukaryota; Dinophyceae; Suessiales; Symbiodiniaceae
Source: the annotation of a GenBank genome assembly